Messenger RNA from Salmo salar (Atlantic salmon), 1291 nucleotides. RefSeq names its product DPY30 domain containing 2 (gene dydc2). The record is from RefSeq and is a predicted model, not a curated record. NCBI's taxonomy places the organism in Eukaryota, Metazoa, Chordata, Actinopteri, Salmoniformes, Salmonidae. Gene Ontology annotation, cellular component: Set1C/COMPASS complex.
CAAAACGGAACCUUCUCAACAACAUUGGAGGAAAGAUGUAUGAAGUAGCACCGUUACCAUGGAGAUAAAAUACAUAUCCGGACGCUCUGAACGAAAAAGACAGGUUUGAUAGCUAGCGUAACGACGCAACAAUAACGCCUGAGCUAAAGGAAAAUGGAUUCAGAAUACUUGAAAAGGGGUAUGGGAAAAUGUCUCAUAGAAGGAUUAGCCGAGGUGGCCGAGCUUCGCCCCAUGGACCCGAUCGAAUUUCUUGCACAGUGGAUUUACAAGUAUAAAGAAAACAUGGACAAUGAGGAGAAAAAAAAGGCCCUCCAGCAGCAACUGGAGCAGGAGCAGCAGAGAGCCAUAGAUGAGGCAGUGCACAUGAGGCAGAUGAAGGAGGAAGAAUAUAAAAUCACAGGGGAAGUCCCAGAAGAACCCAAAGAAACAAAAGAAGUUGAGGAAAUUCCUGCGACGCCUCCGCCAGCUCCAGUUUCAGAAAGGCCCAAGAAAUUAAACCCUCCAACGCUUGCUGCAGUGGAGGAGGGCGAUGAUGGGGUGACUGAUCAACCUGAAACCAGUGAACCUGAUGAAUCUACACAAAUAGAGGUAGAGUCAACCUCAGCACAAGAGAAUGAUGAGGGGGGACAAACUGAGGAUCCACAAGACAAACACAAACCUCUUCAUCAAGACCAAAAAAAGGUGACUGAUGAACCUGAUAAACCUGAAACUAGUGAACCUGCUGAUUCUACACAAGUAGAGCCAACCUCAGGACCAGAGAAUGAUGAUGUCAAACCAGAUGAGACUAUGUCUGAGGAGGGACAGGAACAUCAGGACCAAGAGAAGGAGACCGAUAACCCUGUCCCAAGUGACACUGUUGAUCGCACACAAGAAGGGGCAGCCUCAGAGAGUGAUGAUGUCAGACCCGAUGUGAUGCAAUCUGAGGAGGGAGUGGAGGCGGGAGUGGAGGAGGGAGCGGAGAUGUCACAGGGGGCACUUGAACAUACAACUCUUGAUGACCAAGCCAAGGAGAAGGAGGAAGAGGAGGAAGAAGAGGACAACUAAGAUGUGGAAUGAUAAUUUUCCUACAUUAUCUGCACAAAGACAUUUUAGUCAUUAGUUAGUUCAAAUGCAAUGAUAGCCUAAAUAUCUAUAUGUUAUAACAUUCUACAUCUUAUAAAUCAGUAGAGAAGCUCGACUGACGCCUAAUGAAAUGCAUGUCUCCAAGAUGGAGAUAUAUCUCAACUUGUGUAAUAUGUCAAUUUAACAAUCUCUAUUCAGUUUGCUUUGAAUAAAUUUGUGUAAAGUUGUG